Ordospora colligata OC4 is the source of this 2112-nucleotide messenger RNA. RefSeq names its product superfamily II DNA/RNA helicase. The transcript has a single exon. Gene Ontology annotation, cellular component: nucleus. Gene Ontology annotation, biological process: transcription-coupled nucleotide-excision repair. Bases 1 to 2112 code for a protein of 703 amino acids. The record is from RefSeq and is a predicted model, not a curated record. Gene Ontology annotation, molecular function: ATP binding; ATP-dependent chromatin remodeler activity. NCBI's taxonomy places the organism in Eukaryota, Fungi, Microsporidia, Ordosporidae.
AUGGAUUACAAUGCUGAGGAAUAUGAAAAGACACUUGUUGAGAAGUAUCUUGAGAAGGCAGCAAACUCAAGAAUGAAUGAGAUUGAGGAGAAGGCGAAGAGAUACAAGGAUAGCGGAGAUUUGGAAAAAAUGAAUCUGUGUGAGGAAGAGCUUGAGCAGAUUAAGCGAAGCUUAGUGGCAGAAAAGCAGGCACUGACAUGCAGAGAAAGCAAACAGGAAAGUUUGGAAGCAAAAGAAGUGUUUGAUUUUGAGUGGAAAGGUUGUUCUGAUGAUUCAGACAUCAAAUUGUUUGAGGAGAAGUGUAAGAAUGCAAUAGAAGUAUUCUGCAAGAAACAUGGACUAUCUAAUGACGUAUUUGAUAAGUAUAUUCAAAAACAUUCUGAAGAGCACGAAGGUUUUGCUGUGCCAAGCUUUCUCUGGGAAAGUCUGUUUGUAUAUCAGCAGGAAGGAGUGAAGUGGAUGUUAAAUCUUUACAAAGCUAAGAAGGGAGGGAUUCUUGCUGAUGAUAUGGGCCUAGGAAAGACAUUUCAGCUAAUAGUUUUUUUAACGGCGCUGUUUAGGAAUGAAGCAGCUGGAAAGGCAUUAAUUGUAUGCCCAGCCACAAUUGUUUUACAGUGGGUGAGCGAGUGGAAAAAGUUCUAUCCAUUUAUGCGAAUUUUUACUGGAGGAGUGGAUAGUGAGAAGAAUGGAGUGCAUGUGAUGUCAUACGAGAAGUUCAAAAUGAUUGCAGGGAGUGAGGAAUGUGAUGUGUUAGUUCUGGAUGAAGGGCAUAGAAUAAAGAAUAAGAAUGCACAGGUGAGUCUUGCAGCGAAGAGGAUGAAGUCUGUAUGUAGGUUGAUUCUUUCUGGAACGCCAAUACAAAACAAUCUAAGGGAGCUGUGGUCGAUGUUUGAUUUUGUGAAUCCGGGGCUUCUUGGAUCGCACAGUGCAUUCAAUGAAGAAUUUGAAGAGGUGAUAAGCAAGGGAGGAUACAAGAAUGCAAGUAAUAUUCAGGUUGAAAGAGCAUACAAACACAGUUUGAUGCUAAGGUCACUUAUUGAGCCUUACAUAUUACGAAGAACAAAGGCACAAGUGUCUCAUCGACUACCUUCAAAACAGGAUAAGAUUGUGUUCUGUUCAUUGACAUCUUUACAGACUGAUUUGUACAAGAAGGUGCUUAGAUCAAAGCAUAUAAUGAAUGUUCUAACAGGAAAGGCGAAUCUUUUGAGUGGAAUUACGUUACUACGCAAAGUGUGUAAUCAUCCUAGGCUGCUUUUUACUGAUGACAAUACAAGACAUGAUGGAAUGCAUGAUCAAGAUCCAAGUAAACAUAAAAUAGAGCAAUUUGAGCUUGAUUAUGAUUAUCAGGAUGAGUCGUUGGAUGUAAACGCUUGUAAUGGAAAGUCUAAUGGAUAUGCGUUGGUUGAGUCGGCAUGUAAGAUGAAGAUUCUGAUGGAUUUUUUGAAGAAGUGGAAGAAGAGUGGAAACAAGGUAUUGAUCUUUUCACAGACGAUACGGAUGUUGGAUAUUAUAGAGAAAUGUAUUGAUGGAUAUAUGUACAUGAGGAUGGAUGGGUCAACAUCAACGCAAGACAGACGGAGUCUUGUUGAGCAAUUCAACAAUGAUGAGAAUGUUUUUAUAUUUCUGUUGACAACGCGAGUGGGAGGUCUUGGACUGAACCUUACUGGAGCAUCAAGGGUUGUGAUAUAUGAUCCGGAUUGGAAUCCAUCAACAGAUACACAAGCAAAGGAAAGGGCAUGGAGGUAUGGACAGAAGAAAGACGUGGAGAUAUAUAGGUUUGUAUGCAAAGACACUAUUGAGGAGAAGGUGUAUCAGAAGCAGAUAUUCAAGGAUAUGCUUGGAAAGAAGGUGUUGAGUGAUCCAAGACUAAGCAGGUUCUUCAAUAAGUCGUGCAUUGAUGAUUUGUUUAGCUUUGAUGGCACAGAUGAGGUUGUUGAGAUAAAGGCACAUGAGGAGCAUGGAGAAGAGGGUGAAGAGGAGGGUGUAUUAAAGGGAGUGCGGGACAAGGACGAAGAGCUGUUUCUACGGAUGAAGGUUUUGAAUAGCAAGAGUGUUUUGAGUGGAAGUGAAAUGCUUGAGUACAUCCGUUUGAGAGAGGAAGCCAUGAGAUGA